This is a messenger RNA of Drosophila mojavensis, 1012 nucleotides long. RefSeq names its product gonadal protein gdl (gene gdl). The record is from RefSeq and is a predicted model, not a curated record. NCBI's taxonomy places the organism in Eukaryota, Metazoa, Arthropoda, Insecta, Diptera, Drosophilidae. The transcript has 4 exons. The coding region runs from base 293 to 889 and encodes 198 amino acids.
UCGUUUGUGAUUUAUUUCAAUAUGAACUACGUUUUGUCUAGCAUUAAGUCUCUCAAAUUUUUAGCUGACUCCAAUAAAAAUUGCAACUAAAUAAUUUAAAUUUAGAUUUGGUUAACCUUUUCGAUAUACAUGGGAAUCGACAUUCAGUCGAAAAACAUCUGGGGCUGCACUCACGCAGAUGCAGCCCUGGCAAACAGCUGUUAGACUUUGAUAACUGAAUUGCUAUUGCAGCUAGCUGAUUAAGUGAACUUUUAAACUAGAUUUAUAGUAAUUAGCAUUACCUGAAAUAAUAAUGGAUGACGUUCCAAUGGAAAAUGAAACGAACUCCAACAGCAGCGAAGCGUCUAAUGCGACAGCGAAUCAGCAGCAACAUCCUACGCCAGAAUUCUUACAACGAAAAAUCUAUUUUCUAAUGGAUCAGCUUAAAGAAAUGCAUUCCGAACUGCCAGAGACCUUGCAGACACGAAUAUCCUACGACCUGCUCACCGAGCUGGCAAAUUGUGUUUUGAACGAAAGCAUUUUUGAUAUAGUUAAAGCGCUCAUGGAAUUGCAACAUGUAACGGAAAAGCACUUGAUACAGAUGCGUGCACAAGUGGAGAAUGAAUACGAAAUCGAGGUGGCUGAUUGGCGUGGCAAAAUCAAAGAUCCAGAGGAGUUGCAACACAUACUGGGGCUUAUGAAAAUCAAGCAUACGAAAAAACUAUUGGAAACAGACAAGAAAAUAAUCGAAGUGUUAGAUCAGAAGGUUUUCGACCAGCAAUCUAUGCUGCAAAAAGCGGGAGUGCCUGGCUUUUACAACACACAGAAUCCCAAGGAAAUCAAAAUUCAAAUGUUUCUACUAGAUUUCAUUUUACGCCUAAGUCUGCUGAAAUUCGAGCCGAACAAAUAACAAACAGCCCAAACUUAAUUAAAUACAAGACUGUCCCAAUGUUGUUAAUUGACUUGAUAUCAAUGACAAGAAACUAUUUUUAUAUAUGAAUAAAAUUACGCGUAGCUAAAUAUUUAAAAAUCA